GUCAAAAAAGUUUGGUGACCCCUUACCUAGAGUAAUACAUUUUUGGGCGCUCCAGAAAUAUGUGUACCCGCCGUAUUAAUGCGGAUUCAGUAACUCAUAACUAAAUAUACACGCUCGAUGGCGGCUGAAUACGUCGAUUUGCGAUAAUAUGCCCUGGGGGCUAACAAGGUUGCUUUGCAUGAUCAAGAAGACAUGCGAUACUAGUCUAGCUGAGAUUGUUUCGCAUACGUGUAAUGAGCUACAUCUUUGUAUAAGACGAAUAACUAGAGAACUUUAGGUACUCAGGGCAGGCUACCUGUAAAAGGUAUAGGCAGGAUAUUCAAAGGGGCCGCUUUGUUAAGAUCGCAAGGCAUCUUUAUGCACGAGCCCAACGAACCACAAGGCCGAAACUGAUCGUUAUAUUUGGGGCUCGAAAGUACCCAAUCAAUUAUAUAGAAAUGAUGAACUUGAACUACUUCGUCUAAAAGACUCUAAAUAGACGUCUUUCAAGUGUUAUAAAAAUGAUUUCAAGGAGAAAUCAAAGAAGACUAGUUGGAUGGUUUUUACUCGUAAUGAUAUUUCUAUGUGCGAAUUAUUUCUUCAAAGAAAAGAUACUGUCCAUCCAAGUGUUUAACAAACAAACUCCAGGUGAUUUCGAAAACGUCGCUAAUAAAAGAAAUGCGCAGAAUGAUGAUGUGGCAAACUUUGCCAAAUCUCCGCUGGUGAAAAAUGCGAGAUCAAGCAUCGUCGUAUACAACCGCGCACCUAAAUGUGGAAGUAGGUCCAUGAUGUAUGUGAUAUCAGAACUUGCGGUAAGGAACAAUUUUACCGACUACGAAUCAAGGAAUUAUUCUGCAAGAAAGCUCGAAGGCGAAGAGUUACAGCAUCAAGUUGAUAAAAUAGCUUCUUUGCGGCCUCCUGUCAUAUACAAUAGACAUUUAAAUUUCAUUGAUUUUCGAAAAUAUGGCUAUAAACAACCCAUAUAUAUUAAUUUGAUUAGAGAUCCACUAAGUAGAUUCGUUUCUCAUUAUAAUUACAUGAAAUAUGGCGAUGAAGUAGUAGAAAGAAAAAUGCCAGAAGGGUUGAAAGAGAAUAUAAACGAUUGUGUGAUGUUAAAUCACUAUAUUUGUCGCGUACAUCUCGCGAUUUACGAAUGGAUUUUUUUCUGCGGGAUGGAAAAUACAUGUAACGUUAAUACCGUAUAUCGCGAGAAGAGAUUCGAGAUUAUAAAGGAACACAUCGAGAAAGAAUAUCUUAUCAUUGGCAUAAGCGAAGAGUUCGAAAACAGUUUGAAACUUUUCGAAAUAUUAUUGCCUGAGUAUUUUACUGGGGCUUCAGAUAUAUGGAAAAGGCACAAUGAAACGCGAAGCAAAACAGCUACAAAAAAGCACGAUAUACUAACCGAGGAAGCAGAAAACAAAAUGCGAAACGUUAAUCUUGUUGACUCAUACAGACUUUAUAAUAUUGUGAAGAAAAAAUUCAAUCAACUAAAAGAAAAGUAUGGGAUAAAAUAAAGUUUACUAUUAUAUAUUUCAUGACCUAGGUCAGGGGCGGGCAGCCCCUGGCACGCGUGCCAAACUUGGCACGCGAGCGAGGCCUCGGAAACGAGAUCAUUCUCCUUCAGAUAAAAAGAUUCAAGACUCUGAAUUAUCUGAUGAAACUCGGUGUUCAUUAAUUCAUUAUUGUUUGUUAACAAUCCGUUAUUUAAACUCUUUUUGACAUAUGGCAAAUAUAUUAUAACGUAACAAACGUAAUAAAUUUUGUCGAGAAGAGCACAACAUUCAUUUGGAUACAUUCUAACGUAAUAUAGUUCGUCUGUGCAACCCUUUUUCUUCAAUUCUGCUUGAUUUAUGAAGUUGUACACUCAUGUAGGCUACAGCACAUGUUGGUUAGUGUUAAUUGCUAUCUUACUGUUAUAAAUUGAUUUCGAAAGAAAUAUAAGCGAUCAGGGAAGGGAAUACAAGAGAAAUGUGCAGAAAACUAACUAUUGCUUGAUUGAGAUGCCAUUCCAGAAAAUUCUUCGUGUCCUAAAAACUUUGCAACUGCAUUACUUUCCUUGUUUUUAUCUACAUAUGCUUGUUAAUCUGUUCUCAGUUAUGAACAUUAUUAAGUCUCGUAUUAGGAGUAGCCCGAAAGAUGAAACCAGUAGUUCGGUAAAUUUAGCCGAUUUUGGCACACGAGCCGAAAAAGGUUGACCACCCCUGACCUAGGUCAUGGUGGUCCAAACCCAGGCCCGCGGGCCACAUGUGACUAGGGUUGCCAACCGUCCUUUAUUUCAAAGGACAAUACUUUAAUUAAGCUUUUCGGUCCUUGUCCUUUUUAGCAUUUAGAAAAUAUGCGAUUGUCCUUUAUUCUUUCCAACGUUGUUUUGCCCGAUAGUUAUAGCACUGUGCUUGAUAUUGUUCCGUUCUUGAAAAAUUGCCUCCGUUCAUGUAUUUGCAAGCUGUUAAUUAUUCUUUUCAAUUUCGCUUUGGGACGCCUGAAAUAGCCAAAGCAAUAACAAUUUUAUUAACAUUGCUUGGGUCAAUAUUAAAUAAACAUUAUA
Molecule: messenger RNA, 2524 nt
Organism: Styela clava
Lineage: Eukaryota; Metazoa; Chordata; Ascidiacea; Stolidobranchia; Styelidae
Product: uronyl 2-sulfotransferase-like
Cellular component (GO): membrane
Molecular function (GO): sulfotransferase activity
Source: RefSeq, a predicted model, not a curated record